This is a messenger RNA of Eriocheir sinensis (Chinese mitten crab), 4891 nucleotides long. Its product is annotated as Y+L amino acid transporter 2-like. The record is from RefSeq and is a predicted model, not a curated record. The transcript has 12 exons. The coding region runs from base 224 to 1720 and encodes 498 amino acids. Gene Ontology annotation, biological process: amino acid transmembrane transport. Gene Ontology annotation, molecular function: L-amino acid transmembrane transporter activity. Gene Ontology annotation, cellular component: membrane. NCBI's taxonomy places the organism in Eukaryota, Metazoa, Arthropoda, Malacostraca, Decapoda, Varunidae.
CCAGGCGCCAGCUCUCUCAGACGGUUCACAGCCGGGCCAGCACGAGGAGGGGUCGCGCUUCUCUCUCCCUCUCACCGCUCUCCCUCCUGUCUGGCACCGUGUAAAUUUAGUCUGUGCGUAAACCAGUCCUCGCCCUUGCCUCCGCCUCCUCUCCCUGCGGCCUCUACCUCUCCCUCGCCCUCACAGCUACCAGAGUAAGAGACCCACCACCACCACCACCACCAUGCCGGGUAAGCGAAUCCCAACCAGCGAGACGACGGAGGCGCUGACGGCGGAGCUGGAGUCCAUGACGCCGACGGGGGAGCAGGCGCCGGAGAAGCAGGACCCGGAGAAGACGCAGCUCAAGAAGGAGUUGGGGUUGUUAGAAGGCGUGGCCAUCAUCCUCGGCAUCAUUGUGGGCUCAGGCAUCUUCAUCUCGCCCAAGGGAGUGCUGAAGGAGACGGGCAGCGUGGGCAUGUCGCUGGUGGUGUGGGUGAUGUGCGGCCUCAUGUCCAUGGUGGGCGCGCUGUGCUACGCCGAGCUGGGCACUUCCAUACCUAAGAGCGGUGGGGACUACGCCUAUAUCAACACCGCCUUCGGGUCGCUGCCUUCCUUCCUCUUCCUGUGGGCCGCCAACCUUAUCUUCGUGCCCACCACCAACGCCAUCAUGUCCCUCGCCUUCGCCAAAUACGUAAUCCAGCCUUUCUUCCCGAGUUGCGAUAUGCCAGACUCAGCCAUCCGUCUCAUCGCUGCGCUGGCCAUAUGCUUCCUCACGGCCCUGAACUGCUGGAACGUGCGGGUCACCACCAAGCUGCAGGACUUCUUCAUGGUCACCAAAAUCGGGGCGCUGCUCUUGGUCAUUCUGGCGGGACUCAUCUACUUGAUCAUGGGCAACACCGAGAACUUCCACAACUCCUUCCAAGGGACCAGUACUGAGCCGGGGCAGAUCGCUGUUUCCUUCUACUCCGGCAUCUUCUCCUACGCUGGCUGGAACUACCUCAACUUCAUGACGGAGGAGCUCAAGAACCCCUUCGUCAACCUGCCGCGGGCCAUCUACAUCUCCCUGCCGCUGGUCACGCUUGUCUACGUGCUGGCCAACAUCGCUUACCUGGCCGUGCUCACACCUGUCGACAUGCUGGCCUCGGACGCAAUUGCUGUGACCUUCGCCGACCGCCUCAUGAGCCACGGCAGCUGGGUCAUGCCGCUGCUGGUCGCCCUCUCUGCCUUCGGAGGACUGUCGGUGCACAUCAUGACCUCCUCCAGGUUGUGUUUCGUGGGCGCAAGACAAGGACACUUCCCAGACAGCCUCGCCCUCAUCAGCUGUCGAUGCAACACUCCGAUGUCUUCGCUUAUCUUCCUGGGCCUGUUGUCGCUGGUGUACCUCAGCACGACGGAUAUCUACCGCCUCAUCGACUACGCCAGCUUUGUGGAGAGCAUGUUCAUCCUCUGCAGCAUUGCCGGCCUCCUCUACAUGCGCUGGAAAUAUCCCGACAUGGAGCGGCCCAUCAAAGUCCACCUCGCCGUUCCCAUCGCCUUCCUGCUGGUGUGCGGGUUCCUGGUGUUCCUGCCGCUCUAUGUCCGGCCCUACGAGGUUGGCAUGGGGCUGCUCAUCACCGGCUCUGGCAUCCCCGCUUACUUCCUCUUCAUCUAUUGGGAGAACAAGCCACGACUGAUCAGGAGAUGGCUGGACAAGCUUACGGUCGGGACGCAGCUGCUCUUCAUGUCGGUGAAAACGGAGUGAGGAGGAGAAAAAGAAAAGAUCGGACCACCAUGAUAUAAUACCAGGAUGACAGCUGCCAAUAUGAGUGUGUGUGUGUGUGUGUGUGUGUGUGUGUGUGUGUGUGUGUGUCCCUCAUAUCAACGCGUGGCCUUCACCUGCCUCUCAUGCCCUUGGUUCUGGCUCUCCCUGUGCAUCCCGGCAGUGACAGAAAGGAAGGUCGUUCUCGCUGGAAGGUUUCGCCGCUUAAGAUGUUCCAAACUUUUCCUUCUUGGUCCCUGAGUUGUAAGCUUCUGCCGCCGCCGCCGCCGCCCCACGUGACGUUCAUGCCUUUGCUCAAGCCGUGUGUGUGUGUGUGUGUGUGUGAGAGAGAGAGAGAGAGUGAGUCAGGUGGUUGGUGGGCCGCAGCGAGUGGUUGUCAUGGCUUGUGUUGAUGCCCGUGCCAGCAGCAGCGGUGGGCAGCACAGCACCGGGGCGGCAGCACUCAGCGUGUCCCCAGUACUCUGGCUUCUGUCUAGACGAGGAAUCUGUGAUAUUUCAGGAUGGGAAAUGUCAAAGAAAUUAAUUUUUAUUAUUAUUCUUGUUUUGAGUGUCAGUUCAAGAUAUUUUAAGUUUGUACAUAGAGUCUUACAAGUCUACUUAAAAUAGAAGCUGAGAGCUUAAUGAAAAAGGUUGAAAUUGGUGAAUUUACUAUAAAUUAUAUGUGAUGAAUCCCGGUGAUGGUGUUGUCGUACAGUGGCUCCGGCAGUUCAGUGUUUAGUUACAGCCUGCCACGGGAGCCUGAAGUCCCGUUCACACUGUGCCGACUCUGGGCCACGACUACCCACGACUCUAGGGUACACGAGGUCUUGGGUGUUGAUGUGAAAGGGUCGGGCAUGUCUUGAAAGAGAUCUUGAGACUGUUGCCGAAUGUUGCGCUGACGUUGUGACGGGAGUCUGGAGUCGUGAGGGUUAGCACGACCAGCUGGCAACUAGUUGACCGAAUGUCCCAAACAGUCGGCAAGACACCAAGACCCCAAUAAAACCUCCCCCCCCUUCUUGGAGCGUGGGAACCAACAACUUGUCAAAUGGAAGAGUCGCUGGGUUGUCGUGGCCCAGAGUCAGCACAGUGUGAACGGGGCUUAAGGGUGAGGGAGGCGGCAGGAAACAAUCAUAGCCUCUGGUGCCUCAGCCUGGUGGUGGCAGCCCUGGGUGAGGAGGGACAUGUGCAGUGAUGCCAAAUUAUCGUACUCAGCGCAUUGCAUUGUCGAAGUUUCUGGUCGAUAACUAUUGCAAAAAAUACGAAAACCAUCAGUAUUUAGCAGUUUCAACGAUGACUUUAAUUUCCUAUCGUUGUUUGUGUGGUUACGACAGUCUUGGCGCCUAAAAAACAACAAUGUUCAGAGUACGACAGUUUGACAACGCUGGACAUGUGACAGGCUGUGGUGUGUCAGGAGAGGUCACAAAGGUGGCUGUUCAUGUAUAUCUUGCUACAGUGAACCAGCCAUGUGUGUGGAGCCUUGAGUGUGUGUCUGCCUGGGCUCGGGUGUCUCUAGUGUGCAUCACCAACCCGCCGCCCUGAGAGAGGACUGCAGGUGGAGGCAGCUUGGUGUGAGGUGGUGGCCGGGUGGUGAUCCAACAUGUCUUCCUUGUACUGGGCCUUAGAGGGUCAGUGGCUGCCCGGGUCACUGCCCACCACCUGCCCUGCUGGUGACAUACUUGGUGGUGGCAGAGGAGGGGCUGGUGACAAUGAAAACAGCAGCAUAGAGAAAAAGAUGAAGAAAACGGAGAAGAAGAAAAAGAAGAUGCAGAUGGAGAAGAAGAACAAGGAAAAAAGAAAAAGAAGAAGAUGCAGAUGGAGAAGAAGAAGGAAAGAAGAAGACACAGUAGAAGAAGAGGAAGAAGGUGAAAAAAAGGAGAAAACAAAGAAGCAGAAGUAGAAAAAGAAGAAAAGUUGCCUCCUCCCGAAACUGACCUCUCUUUUGGCCACUUCCCUUGACACAUUUCAUAGAAGGAGCAAUGUCUGGGCUUUUUUUCAUCAUUGUUUCCUAUUUGUUUUUGCCCUUGCGCCGUUUCCUUUGCUGUAAAAAAAAAAGAUAUUUGAACCAGACUUUUGCUUCUCGAGGGAUAUUUUUUAAAGGGCCUCGCAGCUUUCAUUUGGGGUUGUUGUUUUGGUUUAAUUAUACAGAUCCUGAGCCCAAGGGAGUAUAUUUUCAAAGGCUAGCUCUUUUGUCACCCCUCUCAGCCCUCAGCCUUCAGCCACUCAAGGGAUCCGAAGGUGUGCUGGAAGUGUUGUCAUGCUGCCCAGACCCCUACAGGACCAGUGUGCAUGUGUGUGUGUGUGUGUGUGUGUGUGUGUGUGUGUGUGUGUGUGUGUGUGUGUGUGUGUGUGGUGUUUAUAUUAAUUUGUGUAUAUUUUUACGGUUCUUCUUCUCUCGCACGAGUUCACGACGGCGGUAUUUGUGGUCUGAACGGCAGUCGCUCAAGGCUCAGGUGCAGUCAUUAUUGUUAUCAUUAAUGUCAUUCUUCUGAUAUUUCUCUUCUUAAUUUUUUCUUCUUUUUUUCCUUCUUCCAUCGGUGUCAUUCUUCCUAUGCUUCUCCUUUUAUCUUUCCCCAUCUUUUUCUUCUUUUUUCUUCUACUUCUUCAUUUUUUUCCUAUUUUUCACCUCCAUUUUCUUCUACUUCUCCUUUUCUCAUUCCCUAUCUUUUUCUUCUUUUUCUUCUUCAUUUUUUUCCCAUUUUUCAUCUCCUUUUUCUUCUCCUACUUCUUCAUCACCUACAUCUUUCCUUCUUCUACUUCUCCAUCUGCAUCUCCUUCCUCUUUUCCUCCUUCUUCAUCUGCAUCAUCAUCAUCUCCUCCACCUCCCCCUCCUUUCUCUCCAUCAUAACCAUUAUACAUAACAACUAUUACAAAUCAGUUAUACCACAUUUUCUAGCAAGGCCAUAUCACGCGCUCCAUAUAGCCUGCACAGGUGAGGCACAGCGGACCCAAAUGAAGCGAAGGUAUUUCUAGCUAAUGAAGGACAGGUUGGGUGACUCGCUAGGGUAGGAGAGUGUGUGUAGGCGCUGCUCAGAGUCUAUUAUUCAUUGAUCUAUUCUUCUAUCAUGUUUUCUUUGGGGUCGGCCGGUGAGGUGAUGGCAGUGGCUGGUGUGAUAGUGAUGUAUGGUAAUUGUUAUAUAACGCGUUUUUAAAUAAAAUAAUAAAUGCUCGUUUUUA